CCUUGACAGUAUUUGACAGUUACUGUCAAAUUUAGGAUUUGUCAAAAUCUAAUAUAAAAUUUCGGAUUUAUUUAUUUUAUUGAAGAAGAAAGUAGACAAUCAGAAUGCCGGAAGCGCAGCCAAGGAAUAUUGUUGAGCAGUUUUUCCAAACUAUGAGGGGCAUGCUGGAGGGUCCUGUAGUAUUCGUAAGAGAAAAGAUUGUUGAACCUAAUCAGCAGCAUUAUCCAUGGUACCAUCAAAAGUUCCGUCGCGUGCCCACUAUUGAUCAAUGUUAUAAUGAUGAUAUUGUGUGCUAUACUGAGGCCAAUUUCCAAUAUAAACGGGACAAGCAAGUUGAAAAUGAAAUCCUGAGUAUCCUGAGGCAUCGUUUUGAAGAUUGCAUGAUGUAUGAAGCACCUGAUCAUGCUGAGAAAUGUAAAGAUGUUUUGAAGCAAUAUGAGGAUGCCACUACCAAUUGGUUCAUCAAAUACGGCGAUCUAGGCGCUUACCAUAAUGUAAAAAUGGCAUACAUGAAACAAAAGCAUAGGAUGAUUUGGGAGCGUCGCCAUGGACCAGUUGGUUCUGGCAUGAAGCAGGAAGAGAAUGAAUGAGGAGAUACUACCAUUAAUUGUUAGUCAACAUUGUAAUUAAAUAAACUAAUUGAUAUCAAUUUAA
Nicrophorus vespilloides is the source of this 654-nucleotide messenger RNA. It is a transcript of the gene ND-PDSW, whose product is annotated as NADH dehydrogenase [ubiquinone] 1 beta subcomplex subunit 10. The transcript has 3 exons. The record is from RefSeq and is a predicted model, not a curated record. Bases 105 to 590 code for a protein of 161 amino acids. Lineage: Eukaryota; Metazoa; Arthropoda; Insecta; Coleoptera; Silphidae.